Messenger RNA from Ruditapes philippinarum (Manila clam), 1450 nucleotides. Its product is annotated as glutathione S-transferase Mu 1-like. NCBI's taxonomy places the organism in Eukaryota, Metazoa, Mollusca, Bivalvia, Venerida, Veneridae. The record is from RefSeq and is a predicted model, not a curated record. Gene Ontology annotation, molecular function: glutathione transferase activity. The coding region runs from base 102 to 764 and encodes 220 amino acids. Gene Ontology annotation, biological process: glutathione metabolic process. The transcript is spliced from 6 exons.
AGUAAACUUUUGUGUACACAAACAAUGCAACGUCACUCUCACAUAAUCACAGCGGCACAAUAGACGCUUGAGGUUUAGAGUCAUUAUCAAGUACAACAGAAAUGCCAACUCUUGGAUAUUGGAAAAAUAAAGGUUUAGCACAGCCGAUUCGAUUGCUUUUAACAUAUGCCGGGGUAGAGUUUGAAGAUGUACAGUACGGACAAGGGCCUCCGCCGGAUUUUAGCAGAGAAUCGUGGUACAGUGUAAAACCAAAGUUUGGAGAAUUUUUGUCCUUUCCCAAUCUUCCGUAUUACAUAGAUGGCGAUGUUAAAAUUUCCCAAAGUCACGCAAUUUUAAGACACGUAGCCCGGAAAUAUAAGUUGGAUGGUGAGACGGAGAAGGAAAAGGCUGUUGUAGAUAUGAUUAUAGAGGAGGCAAUGGAUCUCAGGAAUAAUAUCUACAAAAUAACGUAUACAAGUGUUGAAAACUACGAGAAGUUGAAACCAGAUUUCUUUAAGAAUCUCCCGCCAAAACUAAAACAGUUUGAGAAUCAUCUAGGUGUAAAUGACUGGUUUGCUGGGGACGCUAUAACAGCAGCCGAUUUUUCGAUGUAUGAUCUUCUUGAUUUUCUUCGACGGUUGCAGUCUGAUUGUUUGAAUGCCUUCCCGAAGCUACAGAGUUUCAUUGAUAGGUUUGAAUCUCUACCAAAAGUCAAGGAAUAUAUAUCACUCGACAAAGUCCAGAAUCUGCCCAGAAGUAGCAAAAUUGCAGUGAGGACCUUAUGAAAUCACAUAUUUUCAAUUCGCAAAAAGCAAUGAAUAACAUUUUGAAGAAGACGUCCGUCUGAAGUGUCAGUCUGUCAUAUACAUCAGACCUACGUGCUGUUAAAUGUGUUUUUACAAUAUAUAGUCUAGAUUUAUUUUCGAUUAUAUUACAAGUACACAAUUCUGCAUAUAGUGGAUACUUCAACCAAGAGUUUAACCAAACCUUCAGUCUGCCACGACAAGCUUGUUGAAUCUGUACUUUGAAACUUCAUAAAGAUAUGUCAUUCAUAAGGAGUUGUAAUUGUUGCUUUAAGGCUGCAUACCUUCAAAAUAUUUCAUAAAAAUCAAAUUUGAGAAAAUUGUACUAAGAUGUAAGGAAAAGUAAUAAGUUUCAAGAUUCAAGUAAUAUUUUACAUAUUAUGUACAAUUUAUGACUGAUUUUUCAGUAUCUUUAGCUAUAUUUCUACUGAGUUACUAACGAAGUAAAGGCUAGUUAUGCAUAUUUUGACCACUUUUGGUACUUUACGAGGUUUGUAAGUGCCAUUGAUAAUGUGUAAAUUGCUUCCUUUUGGUUACUUCACAAUAUUACACAUUCAAAUACAUUUUCAAAAUUUUCAUGAAAAUUAGAAUGAAUCUGGAGGCAUGCUGCUUUAAACAUUAUUUAUAAAUCGGUAUUAAAUUUAAUUAUACUAUAAUGUAUAAUUUAA